Canis lupus familiaris (dog) is the source of this 3054-nucleotide messenger RNA. It is a transcript of the gene PARN, whose product is annotated as poly(A)-specific ribonuclease. Gene Ontology annotation, biological process: nuclear-transcribed mRNA poly(A) tail shortening. Gene Ontology annotation, cellular component: nucleus; cytoplasm. Gene Ontology annotation, molecular function: metal ion binding; RNA binding; poly(A)-specific ribonuclease activity. The record is from RefSeq and is a predicted model, not a curated record. The transcript is spliced from 24 exons. NCBI's taxonomy places the organism in Eukaryota, Metazoa, Chordata, Mammalia, Carnivora, Canidae. Bases 147 to 2090 code for a protein of 647 amino acids.
CCGGCGCGCGCUGUUUCCGGAAGUCGCCGCCGCGGUCUCCGCCGCCGCCACCUCCGCUGCCUGCUGCUGCGGUCCCCGCGGAACUUUGCGAGUAGAACGGCUGAGGCGGGCCCCGGGCGGGGCCGCGGUUCUGGCCACUCUGCAGAAUGGAGAUAAUCAGGAGCAAUUUUAAGAGUAACCUUCACAAAGUGUACGAGGCCAUAGAGGAGGCCGACUUCUUCGCCAUCGAUGGGGAGUUUUCAGGAAUCAGUGAUGGACCUUCAGUCACUGCACUAACAAAUGGUUUUGACACUCCAGAAGAAAGGUAUCAGAAGCUUAAAAAGCAUUCCAUGGACUUUUUGCUGUUUCAGUUUGGCCUUUGCACUUUUAAGUAUGACUACACAGAUUCAAAGUAUAUAACAAAGUCAUUUAACUUCUAUGUAUUCCCGAAACCUUUCAAUAGGUCCUCACCAGAUGUCAAGUUUGUUUGUCAGAGCUCAAGCAUUGACUUUCUAGCAAGCCAAGGAUUUGAUUUUAAUAAAGUUUUCCGCAAUGGAAUUCCAUAUUUAAAUCAUGAAGAAGAAAGACAGUUAAGAGAGCAGUAUGAUGAAAAACGUCUGCAGUCCAAUGGUGCAGGAGCUCUGUCUUAUGUAUCUCCAAACACUUCAAAAUGUCCUGUGACAAUUCCUGAGGACCAGAAGAAGUUUAUUGACCAAGUGGUAGAGAAAAUAGAAAAUUUACUACAAAGUGAAGAAAGCAAGAACUUGGAUUUAGAGCCAUGCACUGGGUUCCAAAGAAAACUAAUCUAUCAGACUUUGAGCUGGAAGUAUCCCAAAGGCAUUCAUGUUGACACUUUAGAAACUGAAAAGAAGGAGCGCUACAUCGUCAUCAGCAAAGUAGAUGAAGAAGAGCGUAAGAGGAGGGAGCAGCAGAAACUCGCUAAGGAACAGUUUUCUCGGUUUGUUUCUCUAAAUCAGGAAGAACUGAAUGAUGCUGUGGGAUUUUCUCGAGUCAUUCAUGCCAUUGCCAAUUCGGGAAAACUCGUUAUUGGACACAAUAUGCUCUUGGAUGUCAUGCACACAGUUCAUCAGUUUUACUGCCCACUGCCUGCGGACUUAAAUGAGUUUAAGGAGAUGACAACAUGUGUUUUCCCCAGACUCUUGGAUACAAAAUUGAUGGCCAGCACACAACCUUUUAAGGAUAUCAUUAACAACACAUCCCUUGCAGAAUUGGAAAAGCGGUUAAAAGAGACGCCUUUCAACCCUCCUAAAGUUGAAAGUGCAGAAGGAUUUCCAAGUUAUGACACAGCUACUGAACAGCUCCACGAGGCAGGCUAUGAUGCUUAUAUCACAGGGCUGUGCUUCAUCUCCAUGGCGAACUACCUAGGUUCUUUUCUUAGUCCUCCGAAAAUUCAUGUGUCGGCUAGAUCAAAACUCAUCGAACCUUUUUUUAACAAGUUAUUUCUUAUGAGAGUCAUGGAUAUCCCCUAUCUAAACUUGGAAGGACCAGACUUGCAACCAAAACGUGAUCAUGUUCUUCAUGUGACAUUCCCCAAAGAAUGGAAAACCAGUGACCUUUACCAGCUUUUCAGUGCCUUUGGUAACAUUCAUAUAUCCUGGAUUGAUGAUACAUCAGCAUUUGUUUCUCUCAGCCAGCCGGAACAAGUACAGAUUGCUGUCAAUACCAGCAAAUAUGCAGAAAGCUAUCGGAUCCAGACCUAUGCCCAAUAUGUGGGGAAAAAACGUGAGGAGAAGCAGAUCAAGAGAAAGUGGACAGAAGAUACUUGGCAGGAGGUUGAGAGAAAACGGUUAAACACUCAGUGCAUAUCCUAUGCUCUGCAGAAUCACUACUACCACACCAACAGUCUUACAGCGACCAGCACAGUAGGAAAGAGAAACUUGAGUCCCAGCCCAGCCGAGGCGGACUUGGAGGCCAGAAUAUCAGGGGAGAUUUCGGACACCGAGCUCGAGCAGACUGAGUCCUGUGCAGAAUCCCUCUCUGAGGGAAAGAAGAAGGCCAAGAAAUUAAAAAGAAUGAAGAAGGACCUUUCACCAGCAGGAGCCAUCCCGGACAGCCCUGCCAAGCUCUUCGAAGUUCCCGACACGUGGUAACCUGGGCCUGAGGGAAACACAUCGCUGGUGCUGUGGCUGCAGAGGAACCAGCCAGCACAUUCGGAAGCCAUACUGUAUUUAAUUUAAUAAAAUGUGGUAUGGGAGGCGUUUGAAACCAAGUAUGUGUCCUGGAAAAAAAAACAAAACACAACAGUUUUUAUUUUCAUGGCUGUGUCUCUCUUCUUCCCUUUUAAUGUAAAGUGUCUGCUGACACUCAGCACGGUUGUAAGCUGUCGUGAAUGUGCACAUUAUGAACCAGUUGAUUAUUUGUUGCUUGUGUGAAGCCUUUGCUUUCAUGACUUUUAGCACAUUUAAGAAUCCACACGACGGGGAAUGUCGGCUGUGAAAUAAGCAAAGAGCCAGCAUCCUUGGGCACGGUGAUCAGAGUUUUGGGUUGAAGUCUUUCUCGCUUCAAGGGGUUCUCUCCUGAUUCGGGGGCCUCCCAACGGAUGGGGAGAUCACUCACCUCUGCCCACUUCCCCCCAUAGCUGCCUGAAAAUCCUCAGCGCUCAAGCCCAUUUUUCCAGUAGGAAAACAUCUCCUGCUGUCCACCUGCAAAGGAGCUUACCCUUUGCCUUGGCCUUCGGGCCAUAUCUGUUUAGAGUCCUUUUUCCUAAGAUGUGAGUUCCUCACGGCGGACUGUACACGUCCAAAAAGUUCACUUCUGUUUUUCCAUGAGUGCUGUGUCCACUUUCCCCUGUCUCCGCCUGCUCGUCAUCUCUGAGUGUGUGCCUGGGACUGAGGUGGCACAUGUGUGUGCGUGUAUGUGUGCGUGAAAUCACAAGUGACAUGUACCAGCCUUUUCUCUGUUGAAACUGAUCCCAACAGUGACAGAAUUUCACAGAUCUACUUCAGUAGAUCUUCAUAUAGAUCAUUGUUAGAUAUUUAACAUUUUUUGUAUAAUGGAAAUAAAAAAUGAAACAUGUAUUUCCAAAAGAUGAAAAUUAAAGGAAUUUUCAUAGGA